Cuscuta campestris is the source of this 1507-nucleotide messenger RNA. The record is from the annotation of a GenBank genome assembly. Lineage: Eukaryota; Viridiplantae; Streptophyta; Magnoliopsida; Solanales; Convolvulaceae.
GACGCUAGAGAGGGGAGCUCGCCGGACAUCGCCAGAGUUGUCGCCGGAGGUUGGACACGAAUCUUCGCCGGAAAAUCUGUCGGAGCUUCGCCGAGGAUUCGCCGGUGUAAUUAGAGAUUUCUAGGCCGAUUCAAGGGAUCAAGAAUUGGAUGAGGAGCAGCCUGGAGAACACAUAUAUUCCCUGACCCCUGUGCGUCAAUUGUUAUCAUCACAAUCUCAUUUCCACCUUUGACUUUAGUUGAAUGUUUUACAGCAGACGAUGGCGGCCGAGGACAAGAGACUAGUGACCGUCGCCGCCUUGCAAUUCGCCUGCACGGACGACGUCGCCACCAACGUCUCCACCGCUGAAAGAUUAGUCAGAGCAGCUCAUGAGAAGGGCGCGAAUAUCAUUCUCAUACAGGAGUUGUUUGAGGGCCAUUACUUUUGUCAAGCUCAAAGGGAAGACUUCUUUCAGCGAGCAAAACCAUACAAGGGCCACCCUACAAUUCUCAGGAUGCGGGAGCUUGCAAAAGAUUUAGGAGUUGUAGUUCCGGUCAGCUUCUUUGAGGAGGCCAAUAAUGCCCAUUACAAUUCAGUAGUGGUUAUUGAUGCGGAUGGGACCGAUCUUGGAAUUUACAGAAAGUCCCAUAUUCCAGAUGGUCCUGGCUACCAGGAAAAAUUUUACUUUAAUCCGGGCGACACUGGCUUUAAGGUCUUUGAGACUAAAUUUGCUAAAAUUGGCGUCGCUAUUUGCUGGGAUCAGUGGUUUCCAGAGGGAGCUAGAGCCAUGGCUCUUCAAGGUGCAGAAAUACUGUUUUACCCAACUGCCAUUGGUUCAGAACCUCAAGAUGGCGGACUUGAUUCCCGAGAGCAUUGGAAACGAGUGAUGCAAGGUCAUGCUGGGGCAAACUUGGUACCUCUAGUUGCCUCAAACCGCAUAGGGAAGGAGACGAUUCAGACAGAACACGGGAAGAGUGAGAUAACAUUUUAUGGCAAUUCCUUUAUAGCAGGUCCAACUGGGGAAAUCGUGGCACUCGCAGACGAUAAAGAAGAAGCGGUGCUUGUAGCAGAGUUUGACCUGUUGAUGAUCAAAAGGAAAAGGCAAAGCUGGGGGGUAUUUCGUGAUCGGCGCCCGGAUUUAUAUAAGGUGCUUUUAACAUUUGAUGGCCGCAACCCAUCCCUCUGAAUCAUCACCUCAGUAUUGCCUGCAUUGUGAUGAUAUUCAGAUGGCCCUAAGAAAGCUUUUGCCAUCAGCUCAAGGUUUCAUUGUUUUUCUUUUCAUUAGUUUGAAUAAAUAAAUGGUGUGUACUUUUGUGUGAUUGCUAGUAUAAACUAUACAUCCCUUGCAGAUAAUGAGAGACACUUCCUCCGUCCCAUUUUAAAGUGUAUGUUUAGAUUCUUUACUAUGCAAAUUGUCAAACACUAAUCACUUUCUUUAUUUAUUUUUGUUACUCAUUUGAUAAAAUAAUACUCCCUCCGUCUCAAAUUAUAAUGCAUGUUCACUAUUCACAGGGUUUAACUUCACUUA